Messenger RNA from Batrachochytrium dendrobatidis JAM81, 3320 nucleotides. RefSeq names its product AAA family ATPase CDC48. The record is from RefSeq and is a predicted model, not a curated record. The transcript is spliced from 5 exons. Gene Ontology annotation, cellular component: VCP-NPL4-UFD1 AAA ATPase complex; nucleus; cytosol. Gene Ontology annotation, molecular function: polyubiquitin modification-dependent protein binding; ATP hydrolysis activity; ATP binding. The coding region runs from base 58 to 2544 and encodes 828 amino acids. Lineage: Eukaryota; Fungi; Chytridiomycota; Chytridiomycetes; Rhizophydiales. Gene Ontology annotation, biological process: autophagosome maturation; mitotic spindle disassembly; retrograde protein transport, ER to cytosol.
CGACAACUUCCGAUCUUGUUGUGACUGGAAUCAAAUCUACUAUUACUUCUACUACCCAUGACUCCUCGUAAAGGAAAACUGAGCGAUAUCAACCCUUCAGACUUGUCGCAUGCUGACAAGGCUGAUGACCCUGCCCUGGCUAUUCUCAAGAAAAAGGCAUCUCCAAACAAACUUUUGGUUGAUGAUGCCACAAACGACGAUAACUCUGUCUGUGCCAUGAGCACUGCUACCAUGGAGCUGCUGCAACUGUUUAGAGGCGACACUGUUUUGCUCAAGGGAAAAAUGCGUAGAGAUACUGUUUUGAUUGUUCUUGCAGAUGACGAAAUCGAAAAUUCUCGUAUUCGCAUUAACAAAGUUGUUCGUGGGAAUCUGCGUGUACGCCUUGGCGAUGUUAUUUCUGUUCAUCCCUGUGUUGAUAUCAAAAACGGUGCUCGAAUCCAUGUUCUUCCCAUUGAUGACACUAUUGAAGGUCUCACUGGAAACAUUUUUGAUAUUUAUCUAAAGCCCUAUUUCUUGGAAGCAUACAGACCUGUUCGCAAGGGAGACUUGUUCAGUGUUCGCGGUGCAAUGCGUGUUGUAGAGUUCAAGAUUGUUGAAGUUGAUCCUGGACCAUACUGUAUUGUUGCACAAGACACUGUUAUACACUGUGAGGGAGAUCCUAUCAAGCGUGAAGAGGAGGAACAGAGUCUGUCUCAGGUCGGAUAUGACGAUAUUGGUGGAUGUCGCAGACAGCUCGCGCAGAUUCGUGAGUUGGUUGAGCUUCCUCUUCGUCAUCCACAACUGUUUAAGAGCAUUGGCAUCAAACCUCCGCGUGGUAUUCUCAUGUUUGGUCCCCCUGGUACGGGCAAAACUCUGGUUGCUCGUGCCGUUGCCAAUGAAACCGGGGCCUUUUUCUUUUUGAUCAAUGGUCCUGAAAUCAUGUCCAAAAUGGCCGGUGAGUCUGAAAGUAAUCUCCGCAAGGCUUUUGAAGAGGCAGAAAAGAACAGUCCUGCUAUUAUUUUUAUCGACGAAAUUGAUGCCAUUGCUCCCAAGCGUGAAAAAACCAAUGGUGAGGUCGAGCGUCGUGUCGUUUCACAGCUACUUACUCUCAUGGACGGUCUCAAGGCUCGCUCCAACGUUGUUGUAAUGGCUGCCACCAAUCGUCCCAACUCGAUUGAUCCUGCCUUGCGACGCUUUGGCCGUUUUGAUCGCGAGAUCGACGUUGGCAUUCCUGACCCUACUGGCCGUCUUGAAAUUCUUCGUAUUCACACCAAAAAUAUGAAGCUUUGCGAUGAUGUUGAUUUAGAACAGAUUGCAUCCGAAACCCAUGGCUUUGUUGGUUCUGAUAUGGCUUCGCUCUGCUCUGAGGCUGCUAUUCAGCAGAUUCGUGAAAAGAUGGAUUUGAUUGAUUUGGAAGAGGACACUAUUGAUGCUGAGAUUUUGGACAGUCUUGCUGUUACCAUGGAGAACUUCAGAUAUGCUUUGGGCAUCUCCAAUCCUGCUGCUCUUCGGGAGACCAUUGUCGAGGUUCCCAAUACCAGCUGGAAUGACAUUGGUGGACUAGAAAAGGUUAAACAGGAACUGCAAGAGACUGUCCAAUAUCCCGUCGAGCAUCCCGAAAAGUUUCUCAAAUUUGGUAUGUCUCCCAGCAAGGGUGUUCUUUUCUACGGCCCUCCAGGCUGUGGCAAAACUCUUCUUGCAAAGGCGAUUGCCAACGAAUGCCAAGCCAAUUUUAUUAGUAUUAAAGGUCCUGAGCUACUUACCAUGUGGUUUGGCGAGUCUGAAGCCAAUGUUCGCGAUGUUUUUGACAAGGCGCGUGCUGCUGCUCCCUGUGUUAUGUUCUUUGACGAACUUGACUCUAUUGCCAAGGCUCGUGGAGGAGGUGGUGGUGGAGACGGUGGUGGUGCCGGUGACCGUGUGCUUAAUCAGAUCUUGACCGAAAUGGAUGGUAUGAAUGCAAAAAAGAACGUUUUUGUUAUUGGUGCUACAAACAGACCCGAUCAAAUCGAUGGUGCUCUUUUGCGACCUGGCCGUCUUGAUCAGCUUAUUUAUAUUCCACUUCCAGAUGAGGCAUCUCGACUUUCCAUUCUCAAGGCUACUCUCAGAAAGUCGCCUGUUUCUCAAGAAGUUGACCUUCAUUUUAUGUCCAAGGCCACACACGGAUUCUCUGGUGCUGAUUUGACUGAAAUCUGUCAACGUGCUUGUAAAUUAGCCAUUCGUGAAUCUAUUGAAAAAGAAAUUAGCAAGGAACGUGUACGCAAGGAGGCUCAGGCUCGCGGCGAAGAUCUUAUGGAAGCUGAUGGUGAAGAUGAAGAUCCUGUUCCCGAAAUCACUCGUGCUCAUUUUGAAGAAGCCAUGAAAUACGCUCGUCGAUCCGUCUCUGAUAACGAUAUUCGCAAGUACGAAAUGUUUGCACAAAAUUUACAGCAACGUCUUGGAUUUAGCGGAUCGUUUAAAUUCCCUACACCUACCGGCGAAGGUAUUACCGGUGGUAGCGGUACUACCGGAGCCACUGCUUCUGGAUUUGAAGAGCAGGCUGGAGCUGAUGACGAUCUAUAUUCAUGAUCAUCUCAGUUUUCUAGCCUAUUGGUGUUGUUUUUCUGUAAUCUUUGCUUGCAAAAUUUAAAAAAGACAAGAAUAUGCUUCCUUGUUUGCUUUCGAUUCUAUCUGGUCUUGUUGGAAUUAAAUUUAUUUGCAAUCUUAAAUCAACUCACCACCCAAAAAUCCAGCCUGCUUUGCCUUUUGCUUGAGAUUGACAACCAAUAAAUUUUCGAUACUGUCGCUUAUACUAAAACCUUGGCAUUUGAUUCCAUCCAUUCUUUGGUAAUUAGAUCAUUUUAGACAGUUGAAAAUAUGGAUGUUUUGGCUUGAAACACACCAAGAGGGACUACUAAUCAAAUGGCAACCACAGCUGCAUUGUCUAGAGGCUGUAAAAAAGUAUGACCACUCUUCAGUUCCAUAUCAGCAAUGUUUACCGAGUAUUUACUACGCAUGUGAGCAGCAAUCUCUUCAACACGUUGGUGUUUGCAUUGCAGAGCAUAUGCAUACAGUUUUUUCCAAAUAGCAAUAUGUGUGUGAGAGUGUAGCUUUUCAAAUUUUUUGGCAUAUGAAAUAGCACCGUCGAUAUCUUGUGCAAUACAGUAGGCUUCUAUGACCAAUACGUAAACAACGGGCAUUGGUUUAAAUUUCGUCAUGUUCAAUAGCUUUAAAGCAAUUUUAACCGAUGCAGGAUCUCCGUGGUAGCAGUAUCCAUUCGCCAGAAUCAGCCAAAGCUUUCUUUUAGAAAUGUUGUACUGCUUCGACAUUUUAUGCACAUGGUUCAGAUUUUUACAAUCAGUAAG